CUCCCUCUUUGGCAGACCAGAGAAGCGGGAGAGACGUAGAUAAAGCGACAGUCACAGAGGAACAAGAAAUGGGAAUGGCCGUUUCAGUGAAGAAAUAGGAUAAACAUACAGACAUCCGACCUCCUUUUCUUUGUUGUUUUUUUUUAUUCUUUUGUCAAGAAAUGACGACGGGGAUGUUGCAAGAUCAGAAUCUGGAGAAGCAGAUUGAGAAACAAAUGGGUUGCAUGGCUGGAUUCCUUCAUAUCUUCGAUCGUCAUCAGAUUUUGGCCGGAAAACGCCUCUACUCGACUAAACGCCUCCCUCCCUCGGUUGGGAACUCAACGCCACCGCCGGAGAAUGUGGUUUCCUCGCUGGAGGUAUCGGCGGAAUUGGAAAAACCACAGCAAACUAGAACGGCGUCUUCUCCGGACCGAGUGAUGCAUUUUGCUCCCACGACGGAGCUUCGAUCUCCGGGGACUGAGCCAGCCACUCCUGUGGAAAGCAAGCCCAAACAGCCCCGUCCGCUUCCGAUUUUUGAAUACAAGGAAGGGAAUCGGUCUUUAUGGAAGUUUUCGCGAGAAGCUCCACGGCUUUCGUUGGAUAGCAGAGCCAUUGUUGACGGGAAAGGCAGCAUUUAUCCGAGGGAGAUCCGAACCAACGCCUCUAUUCUGUCUACAAAUCGCAGUGAAACCUCAACCGAAGAAGGUGAUGAACAGCGUCGGUCUCCGAGUGUUAUUGCUAGAUUAAUGGGGCUCGAACCAUUGCCUAACUCGGAACCAGAACCGAUCAGGAAAGCCGAGCUUCGAAGAUCGGCUUCCGAGUCAAGAGUUUGUAAAGAUUUCUACCAGAAUCGCUUCGUCGACGGCAACAAUUUCAGACUUAAACAAUCUCAACAUCCGAGCUCGCAGGAUAAUAAUGGAAGCAGUGUACUGAUGAUGAAUGCUGCAAACAUGGACCACAGCUCAAAUUCCAAAGUGCUAGACAGAAACGACUUUGCAGCUAGAAGUACUAAGACUGAGCCUGUUAGGUCUCACAGAGGAUUGGGACCGCGUAAGAUUUUCUUCGAUUCCGCAGACAUUUUUCCUGAGACGAAGCAGCCUGCAUCAAUCUACGGAGAGAUAGAGAAGAGGUUGAGGAUGAGAGGAAUUGAUGAACCUUCAAAAGAUUUGGAAACCUUGAAACAAAUCCUCGAAGCACUUCAACUCAAGGGACUUCUUCAUUCCAAGAAGCCUCCAAGCCAGAGGAACUUUGUCUAUGAUCGCACUUCUUCACAAAACGAAUCUCCGAUUGUGGUGAUGAAGCCUGCUAGAUCACCAACUGCGGUCAAUCGUUUAGGAAGAAUCGGUAACGAUUCGCCACCUUCGAGUUACAGAUCAAGACAAGUGAAUCGCCGGAAUGGUAAUGUUACGGGCGAAACAAUGCCGGCUGUGACCUCGAGGCGCGAUCGUUUGGAGUUUGAUCGAAAUAUACGAAACCAAAACAGAGGUAGAUUCUCGAGCUCUCCAACAACUAGAUGCGACAGUAACGUGAAAAGUCCGAGUAGAAGAGGACUGUUCGUAGAAACGCAGAGAAGAGUUAGCGAUCCUGUAGAUCAGAGAAGGGCUUCUCCGGUUCAACCAUCGAAGACAAAUUCAUCAAAAGUCGGAUCAGAUCCCCAAAUCACAAACCGAUCGCCAAGAAACAGGAAACCAACGGCUUCUGUUCAUCAUCCAAAAGAACGGAAGAUUUACGUAUCUCAAGCAGAGGACGAAUCGUCCACAUUCUCAGAAAGCAGCAUUAGCAACUCAUCACAAACGGACACGGAGAGGUCCAACAAGAUCGAGGAGUACAAGGAGGGUCGUAGUCUGUUGGAGAGGUGCGAUAAGCUUCUUCACAGCAUAGCAGAAAUCACAGCGACUGAGUUGCAACCGAGUCCUGUCUCGGUACUUGACUCGUCUUUUUACAAGGAGGAGUCGUCGCCAUCGCCUGUACUAAAACGGCAAAUAGAUUUCAAGGACCAAGUGGUUGAUGUGGAAGAUGCGUGGUUUCAAGCUAUCUCAUCCGUGGAAUCGAGUUUGGUCGAUGGAUCCAACGACUGUGAUUUGGUUUACGUUAUGGAUGUUCUCCGAGCCUCACGUUGCCUGCAAGAUGACGACUCCGAUAUUUUCCUAUUGUUAGAGGAGCAACAGUACCUGAAAGGGAAGGAUGUCUCCAAGGUGUCAAGCCUUCAAAGGAGGCUAAUUUUCGACACAAUAAAUGAAAUUCUCGAUCGAAACAGGCAAUUGCCACCAUGGAAAUCCAUGGCGGAGUCGACUUCAGUGCAGGAGAUUUGGUUCGAGUUUCAGCGAAUGAGGGACCGGGAAGACGAAGAAGCAUCAGAGGACUUGUUUGAGGUGAUCUGCAGUGUCCUAAAGAAGGACCUAACAAGGGAUGGUGGUAGUGGAUGGAGGGACUCGGCUGUUGAAACAUCCCAAGCUGUUUUAGACAUGGAGAGGCUAAUAUUCAAAGACUUGAUAGGGGAAACCAUCCGUGAUCUCGCUGCCAAUAAUGGAAUAAACAUGCCUAGAAGGAAGCUGGUGUUCUGAAAGGCAAAGGCUAAAAAGGCAAAGUUCCCUAUCCUUUCAGCUAAUUAUUUUUAGACAAAUGCUAAUGUUAGUCAUCUGUUUGUCAUGGGGGAGAGAAAGAACAGGAAAAUCUAAGAAUAACCCUUUUUCUUAAGGAAAAAAAGAAUGAAAAAUUGAUCUGUAUGUAUAAAACAUGCAUUUACUCAUAAAAUAGUGAAGUGGGGAGGAGGGGGUGGGUGGGAGGUUGCUCUGUAGUGUUGAUUUCAUGUGAGAAAAAGAAAGGGAAAGUGUUUGAUAAUUAAAAAUUCCUCAUGUGAUAGGUAAAAGUGACCUGAAAAGCAGGGGAAUUCAUGUGCUCUCUCUCUCUAAUUUCCACAACUUAAAUCAUUUAGGUUUGGGUUCGAAGGUUAGAAAAUGUAUGUGGUGCGGGUUAAUCUC
This is a messenger RNA of Cucurbita moschata (crookneck pumpkin), 2960 nucleotides long. RefSeq names its product protein LONGIFOLIA 1. NCBI's taxonomy places the organism in Eukaryota, Viridiplantae, Streptophyta, Magnoliopsida, Cucurbitales, Cucurbitaceae. Gene Ontology annotation, biological process: regulation of monopolar cell growth. The transcript is spliced from 4 exons. Bases 162 to 2543 code for a protein of 793 amino acids. The record is from RefSeq and is a predicted model, not a curated record.